AUGCCUCGACCGCGAUUAACGCCGCACCUGUCGCUACAUCGCUUCAAGAGCACCAACUCAAUCAAGUCGACCGCUGACAGCCAGAGCAACAGUCGAGCCGUGAGUCCCAAGAGGAAGCCAGAGGAGCAGGGAGACCACCGGGGCUUCAAUCUGGUCUUGAGAGUCCAAGUCCUCGAGGGCCGGAAUCUCGCUCCCAAAGACAAGAACGGUACCAGCGAUCCUGUAAGCAGCGCUGCCAUCCCUAACCAUCCACGACUCGCCACUCACCAGCACCGCAGUNACCUAGUCAUCACCUUGGGAGACGCGCGUGAGGCGACCUCUGUAAUCGACAAGACAUUGAACCCGAAAUGGAACCAAACCUUCGACCUCCCUAUCUCGGGCAUCUCGAGUUUGCUGCUCGAAGCUGUGUGCUGGGACAAGGAUCGCUUUAGCAAAGACUACAUGGGCGAGUUCGAUGUUGCUCUCGAGGAUAUCUUUACCAACGGACAAACACCCAAGUGGUACAAGCUCGAAUCUAGAAAAUCGGGUCGCAAGAAGAGCCAUGCCUCUGGUGAAGUCCUCCUAAAGUUUUCCGUAUUCGACCCUAUCAAUCCCAACGCCACCGCCCAACAGACCCUCCAAAAAUUCUAUGGUGUCAUCGCCCUUGAAGAUCCCGCCGAGGGAGACGAAGACCUUGACGAACUUGCUCGAGCAGGAGAAUCCGGCGACGACGAUGAAGACGACGAUGAAGAUGGUUCCGGCAGCCCCGAGCAAGCAGAAAAGAGGAAGAAGAGACACAGACUCGCCCGCCUGAAGCGAAAGACCAAGCUGAAAGCCUACGAGUUCAAUGGUAUGAGUGCUGUUGCCGGUGUCCUCUUUGUUGAGAUUCAAAAGGUGACAGACCUGCCUCCUGAGCGCAACAUGACACGCACUUCCUUCGACAUGGACCCUUUCGUUGUCAGCUCGCUGGGCAAGAAGACGUACAGAACUCGCGUCAUCAGGCACAACCUCAAUCCUGUCUUUGAGGAGAAACUCGUCUUCCAGGUCUUGCGACACGAAGUCAACUACUCGCUCAAUCUUACUGUCAUCGACAGAGACAAGCUUUCUGGAAACGAUUUCGUUGGUGCUGCCACUUUCUCUCUCGAAAGAGCUAGAGCUGUUCAACCAGAGGCAGAUCCGGAUACUGGUCUCUACCGCUGCCCUGAAACACCUGACGCUGGGGUCACGCCUAACACUGAAUAUAGGCGUUCACGAUUCCGCUUGAACUCAUCGCGCUCACAAUCAAGCCAGACACUUAGUAGAUCGUCCCGCAAUGCCUCAGCCAAGGACCUCAACAGACUUUCCAGGACGUCUUCGAAUACUAGCGUGAAUCACAGACCAUCAUUACGGAAAGAGGACUCGGGUGACUCUCUGAAUGCCGUCGAUUCGCGCGAGGAUUUCCCAUCACCAAUGACCAGCAAUCCAUACAUGACCGAUGCUCCCGGUAUUCCUCAGGUGAACGUGGACCAUGAUGGAAUUGAGGACCCAGACCUCAAGUACUACGCCAUUCCUUUACAGCUGAAGAACAAGGAUAGAUGGGAAGACAAACACAACCCUAUUGUUCACAUCAAAGUCAAGUAUCUACCAUAUCAAGCCCUUCGUCAACAGUUCUGGCGUGCUAUGUUGAAGCACUAUGAUGCAGAUGACACUGGAAAUCUUGACAAGGUUGAGAUCACUACCAUGCUUGAUACCCUUGGCUCUACAUUACACGAGGACACUAUCAACUCCUGGUUCAGACGUUUUGCUUCUGAGAAUGGCGGAGAAGAAGUCUUGACUAUGGACCAGGCAGUAAUGUGUCUCGAAGAUCAGCUUAUGAAGUAUCAGAAGAAAGCAACUCUUGCGGAUACCAUUCAGGGAAAGCUUCAUAUUUCAGAGACGAAGACUUCAAAGCUGACUUCAGCUGACGGCUCCAAAUCAUCUGACAGUCUUGUACAAUCCGAAGACAGCUCAAGUCAGGGAACGCCACUGAACAAUCAUUCUCAGACCUCAGUAAUACCUGCACUCGAAGUUCAAGACCUCUCAACCGACGGAGAAGAAGGUGGUGCUUUACCGGACGACGAUCUUGCAGAUGAAGAGAAGGGUGAGGAACAUGUUGUGGAGAUCAAAGAGUGCCCCAUCUGCCAUCAGCCUCGUCUCGACAAGAAGGGCUCCGAAGCCGACAUCAUCACGCAUGUAGCCACAUGUGCCUCGCAAGACUGGCGUGCUGUCAAUAAUAUCGUCAUGGGUGGUUUUGUGACCAGUAGCCAAGCACAGAGAAAGUGGUACAGCAAGGUCAUCACCAAGAUCGGUUAUGGUGGCUACAAGAUUGGAGCCAACAGUGCCAACAUCCUCGUUCAGGACCGUAUCACUGGACAGAUCAAUGAGGAGAGAAUGAGCGUAUACGUCAGACUGGGUAUUCGACUGCUUUACAAGGGUCUCAAGAGCAGGGAGAUGGAGAAGAAAAGAAUUCGCAAACUUCUUCGAUCCUUGUCCUUCAAGCAAGGCCGCAAAUACGACGACCCCGCUUCAGCAUCACAGAUCCCUGGUUUCAUUAACUUCCAUCAGCUGGAUAUGUCCGAGGUUCUCAUGAAGACAUCAGAGUUCAAGAGCUUCAACGAGUUCUUCUACCGCAAGCUGAAGCCAGAUGCUAGACCCUGCUCUGCUGCCGACAGACCGGAAAUUGUCGUUUCACCAGCAGACUGCCGGACAGUCGUGUUCAACCAGAUCACCGAAGCUCAACGCGUAUGGGUCAAGGGACGAGAGUUCUCAGUUGAGCGACUUCUGGGUAAUGCAUACCCCGAAGAUGCCAAANGAUAUGUCGGCGGUGCCAUGGGUAUCUUCCGUCUGGCGCCACAAGACUAUCAUCGCUUCCACAUCCCGGUGGAUGGCACGAUGCUUGAACCCAAGCUCAUCGAGGGCGAGUACUACACUGUCAACCCCAUGGCUAUCCGCAGUGCGCUUGAUGUGUAUGGUGAGAACGUCAGAGUUGUGGUGCCAAUUGACAGUCCUAAGCAUGGACGCGUGAUGGUUAUCUGUGUUGGAGCCAUGAUGGUCGGCAGUACAGUCAUCACGCGAAAGGCAGGAGAGAAGGUGGGUCGUGCGGAAGAAUUGGGAUACUUCAAGUUUGGUGGCAGCACAUUGUUGCUGCUGUUCGAGCCUGGAAAGAUGUUGUUUGAUGAUGAUUUGGUCGACAACUCUAACGGAGCAUUGGAAACAUUGGUUCGUGUUGGUAUGUCAAUUGGACACAGUCCCGACGAGGCACCUCAUAUGCCCGACAUGCGCAAGGAGAACCCCAGCAUGGCUGAGAAGCAAGAAGCCAAACGCAGGAUCGAAGGCAGUUUUGCUCCCAGCACAAGGGCGAUGCCUGGCUUGCCAUCUGCAGCCAACAUGCAGUAG
Messenger RNA from Aureobasidium musti, 3393 nucleotides. NCBI's taxonomy places the organism in Eukaryota, Fungi, Ascomycota, Dothideomycetes, Dothideales, Saccotheciaceae. The record is from the annotation of a GenBank genome assembly.